Lodderomyces elongisporus is the source of this 624-nucleotide messenger RNA. RefSeq lists its product as uncharacterized. The transcript has a single exon. The coding region runs from base 1 to 624 and encodes 207 amino acids. NCBI's taxonomy places the organism in Eukaryota, Fungi, Ascomycota, Pichiomycetes, Serinales, Debaryomycetaceae. The record is from RefSeq and is a predicted model, not a curated record.
AUGAGUUCAACAUGGCCACUGGAGAUUUUACAAAGUUUGAGGGAAAGAGAUGAUACUGAAAAGAAGGAUGUGAAAUACUUUAGGGCCUUUACACAAUUGGCUCAGCAAUUGGAAAACCUGAAGCAAAGCUUUGAUAGAUCCACAACUAUUGGUUCUCUUCCCCAUUCUUCCGCUAAUCAUCCGUCCUCUUCUUCUUCUUCUUCUUCUUCCUCCUCCUCUUCUUCGUCAUCUUCUGGAAAUGGAGCAAUAACAUCAAAUACACCGUCCCCGUCACUUGUCGUCCCUUCCUCGUCUGCAGUUAAAUCUAAGAAACAACAGGUUGAUGACAUUGAUCUUCGAUUGGUCAAAGCCAUGUCGCAGAAUCAGCAAUUAGCAAAUGAAAACUCGGAUUUGAUAGAUAACCUUAAUUCUGUUACUUUGAAAAAUGAACAGCUUGAACUGACUAUCAAUGACAGAGAUGGUAAGAUACGUCGGUUGGAAAAGGGGGUGCUAAAGUUGAAGCAAAAAAUUGAGAAUUUAGAGAUGGAAAUUAAAGAAAAGAAUAAAACCAUUGAAUUGGUUAAUGACGAAUUGUUGACGAGCCAAUUGCAGAAUAAUGUGCUACGUAACCAGCAAGGGAAAUAG